UACAUUAGCAAAUAUAUAUAACACCUUAGAAUUACAGCUGUCAGAAUUAACGUGUUAAUGCAUGCAAUUAAUUUAUCAUGCGUUAAUUUUUCUUAAUUGCGAUUAAUACAUUUACCAUUAAUACAGCAUAAACCAGCACUGGUUGGAAGGGCACCUUCCUUUGCUAUGUGUAUGCUCGGAGCCUUUGCUAUGUGUAUGCUCGGAGUCAUUACAUUGAUGCACACUUCAAAAUGUACACAACAGCGCUUCAUGCCAGUGACAAAAUGAUGGAGAAAGGACCUCUUAACACUAUUUGAUGUACAAAACAAGCCCAAAUAGAACUUGAGAUAGUAAUCAAGUAUUUUACAGCCUAUGUAAGGUGCAUUUUAAUAACCACAGAAGCACGUCAAGUCUUAAUUAUCACCAAAAAGUAGAAUGAGACAUUUUUGUCUGUGUAGCGCGGAGGAGGGCGGGGCCAGGUGGAAUGAUGGACGCCCGGACCCCAAUCAACCCGAUGAGGCGAGCGAGGGAUAAAGGCGAACGGCAGCUCGAGAGAGAGAGAAUUAUGGGCAGCUGCCCUGUAUGUGUUUGUGUGUCUUUUUAUUUAAUUAAAUAUUAUUUAUAUUGUUAAGCCGGUUCUUGCCUCCUCCUUUCCCUUGUACCCCCUUUACAUUGGUGCCGAAACCUGGGAGGGAGGAGGGAUGCCCGUCGUAGAGUCCUCGACACUGCCGUCCACCCAGGGGAGCGCCGCUGCCAUCUGCCGGGGGAAGGCUGCGAGGCGAGGAGGGACAGGACUCCCUGACCGCCUGGAGCGAUGGAGUCGCUGCCAGGGGCGGAGGAGUGUCCCCAUGUGCCGCCAGAAAAGCGGAGGGGCGUUCUGUCCGCUGGGGGUCGGAGGUUUGACUCCGGUCUGCCCGGGGAGGAGCGGCUGUCGUCCGCCUGAGAGAGUGGAGGAGUGAUCAGGGACCACGUGACGGCGCAUCAGAGAGCCAGAGGGGAAAAGGUACACCAUCCAAAGAAUCACUUUGAGGUUUAACACAGUGGAUAUUGACAGGCCUCGCAUGCCAACACAGAAAUCAGAGAUGAUGAGCCAGGAUGACCCAAAGUCACGCCCAAUGCUGGAACUACGAGAGAAGCUCCAGCCAGAGGUGAGUGAGCUGAUUAAGCAGCAGAGGUUGAAUUGCCUGUGUGAGGGGACCUGCUUUAGGAAGAUCAGCGCUCGUCGCAGACAAGACAAGUUCUUGUAUUGUCGUCUAUCACCAAACCACAAAGUGUUACACUAUGGAGAUAUAGAGGAGAUCUCUCAAGGACAAAUAUCACAUGACUCUCUCCAGGAGAAAGUGACAGUAGCAGAUAUCAAAGCAGUGGUCACAGGUAAAGAUUGCCCACACAUGAGGGAAAAAGGAGCACUUAAGCAGAACAAGGAGCUGCUGGAGCUGGCUUUUUCCAUUCUCCAUAACUCUGAUGAAUAUCUCAAUUUCAUUGCUCCAGACAAACAGGUGUUCUGCAUUUGGACUGAUGGCUUGAAUGCCCUUUUGGGAAAAGAGAUGACAAGUGAGCUCACAAAAUCAGAUAUGGCCACCCUGGUUACCAUGGAGAUAAAACUUCGCCUCUUGGACCUGGAAAACAUUAAAAUUCCUGAGGUCCCUCCUCCUAUCCCCAAAGAGCCCAGCACUUACAACUUUGUUUACGACUUUACCCAACAACAGACUUGAGACUGGAAUAAAGUCCUUAAUCGUGCUGAUAAUCAGCUGUGUAAAGGGUGUUCAGUUUCCUCUUGUACGGACAGCACAAUUUUCAGAUCUUAAAACUUUCCUCUAGAUUGUGACUAUGACGUGAUGCUUAAGUUUUCUAUUUCCUUAAAAAGUCUCUUGUAAAAAAGGUGUAGAAGUACAAAUCUACAUAAAAUGUUAUGGACUGAUUUGUUUUAUCACAUUUAGAUUUGGAAUCUGUUUUCAGCAACAAACACACAUAAGAAACAAUCAAUAUAACACAUAACAAAAUCAAUAUAAUCAGUCACAGGAAUGUUACAAAAUUACAUGUGUUAGUCAUUCAUGGAUGGAUGGAUACAUUCCACAGCAACAAAGCCAUAUGACUCAGAAAAUUUAAAAUGUGCCGUGUGCAUUUGUGGGCUGGUUAUGGAUUAAUGUUGUUGGUUAGAUCAUUGUUUGGUUCUAAAUUCUUUGGAAAAGCUGGCCAUAAUGAGAUUGCUUCUCAAGAUUCCCUGGUAAGAGGUUCUGAGCAGCAUGGUGGAAAGGGGUAUGUGUGUGUGGUAGGGUUGCUCCAACACCAAAAUGUUGGCUUCGGUACGAUACCAGCCCUGGUACCUCGGUAUCGAUACUAAAUCAAUACUAAAAUUAACAAAUAAAAAGCCUCAGAUUUUUUAUGAAAUUAAACAGAAAAUGACUUGAAUGACAGAAAUUAACUGCAUAAAGUCUCACAGAUACAAAUUAUGCGUUUUCCGUUUGAAUUUUUCUGGAUUCAAUGUUAAAUGUUUUUCCUAAAUGUUAUGAUCAAAUGGGUUUUAAUCAAAUUGAUACAUAAUAAUUGCAAUUUUAUUUUUGGUAAAUUAAAAUGCUGCACAGGGGGCCUGGGUAGCUCAGUGGUAAAAUACACUGGCUACCACCCCUGGAGUUCGCUAGCUCACUAGUUCAAAUCCCAGGGCGUGCCAAGUGACUCCAGCCAGGUCUCCUAAGCAACCAAAUUGGCCCGGUUGCUAGGGAGGGUAGAGUCACAUGGGGUAAACUCCUCGUGGUCGCUAUAAUGUGGUUCAUUCUCAGUUGGGCGUGUGGUGAGUUGAGCGUGGAUGCCGCGGUGGAUGGUGUGAAGCCUCCACACACGCUAUGUCUCCGUUGCAAUGUGCUCAACAAGCCACCUGAUAAGAUGCAUGGGUUGACGUCUCAGACACAGAGGCAACUGGGAUUUGUCCUCUGCCACCCAGACUGAGGCGAAUCACUACGCGACCACAAGGACUUAAAAGCACAUUGGGAAUUGGGCAUUCCAAAUUGGGAGAAAAAAAUAAUAAUAAUAAUAAUAAUUUUAACGCUGCACAACAGAGCUAGCUUCACAGUAUUAAUGAAAAAAAAAAUCUGAUUACCCAUGGUAUAAGACUGCUAUGGCUGACUCACAACAUGCUGAUAAACACUUGCAUUUGUGAUAUUGCUUACAUAAUAUUAUAAUAAAACAACCAUUUAAUAUUAUAGAA
This is a messenger RNA of Myxocyprinus asiaticus (Chinese sucker), 3184 nucleotides long. Its product is annotated as engulfment and cell motility protein 1. The transcript has 7 exons. The record is from RefSeq and is a predicted model, not a curated record. NCBI's taxonomy places the organism in Eukaryota, Metazoa, Chordata, Actinopteri, Cypriniformes, Catostomidae. The coding region runs from base 1041 to 1694 and encodes 217 amino acids.